AUGCUUCCAACAUAUCGAAAUAAUGAGAAAUCUCAAAGUGAAUUUCAAAUAUUAUGCUGUAAAUUUAGGAACCAAAGCAAACAAUCAGAAUUCCUUAUCUGCUGUGGACUAGUCUUCAUUUUCUACUUGAUUUAUGGAUAUUUUGCUGAACUGAUCUUCACGUAUCAAGGAGUGUCGGGAUGGUACAUAACUUUAGUUCAAUUCUUCUUCUACACUAUUUUUGGCCUGAAAGAAAAUGCAAAAAUGCACCGUCUAGUUCCGUUCAAAAUUUACCUCCUUUUGGCAUUUUUAACUUUAGGAACUAUGGGACUAUCGAACUUCUCAUUGGAAUAUCUUAACUAUCCAAUGCAAAUCAUUUUCAAGAGCUGUAAAUUGAUUCCGGUGCUAAUUGGAUCGAUAUUAAUCCAAAAAAAGAAGCAUAGCUUUAUGGAUUUUAUGGCAGCAUUUGCGAUGUGUAUUGGAUUAAUAUUCUUUACCCUUGCUGACUCGCAAGUGUCACCAAAAUUUAGUGGAUACGGUGUAUUCGUUAUAUCAGUAGCCUUAGUUUUUGAUGCUGUGAUUGGAAAUGUGCAAGAGUUAGCAAUGAAGAAAUACAAAGCUUCCAAUAGCGAGGUUGUGUUCUACUCUUAUGGCAUCGGGUUUUUAUAUUUACUAUCAUUUAUGGUGAUUACUGGAGAUUUCUUUGUUGGAUUUCAAUUUGCUUGGAAGCAUCCAAUGGAGACGUACGGUUAUAGCUUUUUACUAAGUAUUACGGGAUAUUUAGGAAUACAAGUAGUUUUAACUCUAGUACGAACUACAGGGGCUACUACGGCUGUUACAGUCACGACAACUCGCAAAGCUAUGAGCAUUGCAGUAUCGUUUAUAUUCUUUACAAAACCAUUUACAUGGCAAUAUGUUUGGUCGGGACUGAUCAUUGUUUUAGGUAUUUAUCUUAAUGUAUAUAGCAAGAGAUCAAAAUUAACGUUCAAAGAAUUUAUUGGAAAAUUUAGAAGAUUGAUACAUAAACGUAAAGAUGAGAGUAGACAAAAACUUCUUGACAUUUAA
Molecule: messenger RNA, 1044 nt
Organism: Chironomus riparius
Lineage: Eukaryota; Metazoa; Arthropoda; Insecta; Diptera; Chironomidae
Source: the annotation of a GenBank genome assembly